Molecule: messenger RNA, 5445 nt
Organism: Pseudomyrmex gracilis
Lineage: Eukaryota; Metazoa; Arthropoda; Insecta; Hymenoptera; Formicidae
Exons: 6
Coding region: 155-4282 (1375 amino acids)
Source: RefSeq, a predicted model, not a curated record
UGAGACCGAGCAUGUUAAGAAGAGACGAGGAAGAGACGAGGAAGAAACAAGCAGAGUCAGUGGGAGUUAAUAGUAUGAUCCAGUCGGGUUGGGAGCAUCAUCGAGACAUCGGUCCGUGUCAGUCGUGAAGAAGGUCUCGCAGAAGGUUCGAGCCAUGCGGCCGUACCUCAUCAUUCUGAUCUUCCUCGCGAGUACCGUACUUGCGAGGUACUACGAGAAGACACGUUUUGAUCGAUCUGUUAAUGAGUACGAAGUGAAAAACACAGCAAACGAUGACGCAAACAAACAAUGGUCUUUCACUGACGAUGUAACGCAAUUUGUCGCGUACAAAAGCAAACAGGAGAACGAUUGUUAUCUUAGAAAUACGCAACACGAUCGCAAUGUAUCACGUAAAAAACUGCAAGCUGAGACACUGCUCUAUGCAACGACAACCCUUACAAAACUGGAGGCGUGGCGACUUGCUGGAGAUCGAAUCGUUGAUUUCUGCAACGGACGCACCAUGAUUUUGCUGCAGGAAACCAGACCCGUACCCGGACAAAUUGUCGAUCCGUUUUUUAACGAAAUCCCGGAAGAUAGUUUUCCGAGACAAGUAGCUACUGAUGUAGUAACUCGGGCGAAAAGACAAAUUCCAUUAGCGCAACGAGAUACAAAUUUCAACAAACUUCGACAACGUCGGCAAGCAAACCAAUUUCGAGGAAAGUUUCGUGGACAAACGCAAUCUCAGUAUUUAAAUUUCGGUAAUGAUGAACAGAAACAAGGCAAGGCGGAAGCCGAAGCCACUCAACAAUCUUCACAUGCAAUAGUUAGCGGAAGUCGUGGUAUAGGCCAAGCACAAAGUAUGUCGUCAGGUAGUACCGGUUGCGAAGAUUGUCCUGGAUAUCCUGGUAUCGAAAUGGCGCCAGAUAAAAUACGAGUUCCACCAACGGAUGUUAUACGUCCAGGAACGGGAAUAAUACCUGGAGGUGUACCUUAUCCUGGUGGCGUUGCUCCCGGAACGUUACCUUAUCCUGGUGGCGUUCAGCCUGGUAUUACGAGACCAGGAGGUGAUGGAACAUAUCCUGGUGGCGUUCAGCCUGGUAUUACAAGACCAGGAGGUGACGGAACAUAUCCCGGUGGUGUUCAACCUGGUGUUAUGAGACCAGGAGGUGACGGAAUAUAUCCUGGUGGUGUUCAACCUGGUGUUACGAGACCAGGAGGUGACGGAAUAUAUCCUGGUGGUGUUCAGCCUGGUGUUACGAGACCAGGAGGUGAUGGAACAUAUCCCGGUGGUGUUCAGCCUGGUAUUACGAGACCAGGAGGUGACGGAAUAUAUCCUGGUGGUGUUCAGCCUGGUGUUACGAGACCAGGCGGUGACGGAACAUAUCCCGGUGGUGUUCAGCCUGGUGUUACGAGACCAGGAGGUGACGGAAUAUAUCCUGGUGGUGUUCAGCCUGGUGUUACGAGACCAGGAGGUGACGGAAUAUAUCCCGGUGGCGUUCAGCCUGGUGUUACGAGACCAGGAGGUGAUGGAAUAUAUCCUGGUGGUGUUCAGCCUGGUGUUACGAGACCAGGAGGUGAUGGAACAUAUCCCGGUGGUGUUCAGCCUGGUGUUACGAGACCAGGAGGUGAUGGAAUAUAUCCUGGUGGCGUUCAGCCUGAUGUUACGAGACCAGGAGGUGACGGAACAUAUCCUGGUGGCGUUCAGCCUGGUAUUAUGAGACCAGGAGGUGAUGGAACAUAUCCCGGUGGUGUUCAACCUGGUGUGCAACAAGGACAAGGCAUAUAUCCUCCUGGUGUUGUAACUACAGUAACAACGGGUACUACUGUUGGUGUUAAUGCUUAUCCAGGUGGUAUCGCACCCGGAACUGGCUUUCCGGGAACGGCAUAUCCGGGAGCUCCUGGGACAGGAACUUAUCCAGGAAGUGGAGUUUAUCCUGGCAGUAUUCAAACGGGUGUCAUUCCAGGACCAGGCGCUGGCACAUAUCCCGGUAGCAUUGUUCCUGGCGGAACAAUAGGUCAAAAAGUUUAUCCUGGUACUGGACAGCAGACUGGUAUUCCAGGAGGGACAGGUCAAGGAGUUUACCCUGGACAACAGACUGGUGUGACUUAUCCCGGUGGAAUUGUACCAGGUACUAUUGUACCAGGUGGAGGUCAAAUUCCUAUCAUAACAACCACAGAUUCAAGAGCUGGCGCUGGUUCGCAAGUGAUAACUCCAGGUCAAAUAACGAAUGGUCAACUAAUUUAUCCAAGUUCUGGUGGUAUCACUCAAGUUGGUAGAACAGAUGGUGUACCAGGUAUUCAAGGCACAUAUCCUGGCACAUAUCCCGGAAGUGCGCAACUUGUUCCUGGUGGCUACUAUCCCAGUCAAGGAAUUUACCCCGGAGGUGUUCAGAUACCAACGCACCCAGGAGGACAGUAUCCAAGUACUGGAGGAACAGGCGUACCAGGAGUUCAAUAUCCAAUAGAUGUAAUGGGUCAAACAACAGGAAGAGGUGAAAGUCCUCGAGGAUUUCCUGGACAAUAUCCAGGCGGACCAGGAGUCAGUACUGGCUACCCAGGAAGACUUUAUCCAGGAACAGGUGGAACUACAGGUACUGGUGAUGAUUCGCAGUACUACUCGCAAGUUGGAGGACCAGGCGGACCGGCGGGCAUAACAGACGACGGUUCUGAGUCACAAGCGUCGAGCUCUGUACAACAGGUGGAUUCGGGCACUCAAGCAAGUGCCUCGGCACAGGGUAAAUAUGGUUCGGGCACGGCCCAGUCGCAAGUAACGGGCACGUACAGCGGUUCCGGUGCCUUUUCGGCACAAGCUGGCACUAGCGAUGCCAAUAAGGGCGCACAGACUGAGGUCAGUGGCGGUAAGGAAGGAGCUACCAGCAACGCGCAAGGCGUCGCCGGUUAUGGAAAGAGUCAGUCUCAGGUUCAGUUGGAUUCCGAUUCUGGAGCCACCUCGACAGGUGCUCAGAGCAGCGGUUGGAACCACGGCACGAAUUCUCAAGUGCAAGCAAGCUCCAAAGGCGGAAUGGCGGACGCUCAGGCUAACGGCGAAGGCAGCACUUCUAGUCAAGCGCAGAUUGGAUUCCAACCGUAUUUAAAAAACGAUGACGAAAAGUUGGAGGAGCGUUCGACACCGUUCCGUGGCAGUGGAACAGCGUCGGCUCAAAGCGGCACUCAUCGAGGUCAGUCCCAGUCGCAACUGCAAGGUUCCUUUCAGUACGGAAUCACCUACACCGGUGCGGCGCAGGCCGGUUCCGGAUCUGGCGCCGCAUCCUCGCGGAAACCCUUCAACUUUACCGACACUGAGCUCUUUAAACCGUUCAAAGUGGACCCUUCUCUGAAGAAACCAACAAAUACUGACACUUUAUCAAGUCAACCGGUAAAUCCAAAUUACGACAAUAAACAGGACAAUCGCGAGCAAAACUUGCAGAGCAGCUCGUCAAGACAAACAGUCGUUGUAAGUUCUAAAGAUAGUUCAGACGGUGUUACAAACAAGAAGUUAACAACCACCGAAAAACCUCAAACGGACGACGCGACAUACGACGAUUACACAACAGACGACGAAUACACAGACGAUGAUGAUUAUUCCGCGGUGGCGGGUCCAAAAUUGACGAUUCAAGAGAAGAUCUCGGGAACUUUCCCUAGCUCGAGUCAUGAGAAACUCAGCAGAACCGUUCAGCAACAGGACCGCAGUCAGUCGCAGACAAUACAAGUCACAAAAGGAAAUCGAUACGAUCUUCACGUAAAUCAAGACUCGAAUAUACCGCGAACAGGCGACAUUCUUCAACCGGGACAAUCUGUGUUGGGAUAUAUCAUACCGCCAGGAUUUCGUGGUAGAGUUACGUCAACUUCUGGUGCUGAGACCGUCGCCCAGGGCGACGGUAAAUCCCAGUCUCAAACGGUAUCUUUGGUGCCGAAGGAUAUGAACACGACCAAGUCGCCCGGCACGGAAACCAGAUCGCUUCAAACCAAUCAAGAACGUUACGUUUCCCGGCAUACAAUACAAACGAACAAUAAGAAACAAGGACUUACUGUUAAUAAUCAAAACGCAUCGUCCGACAAACAAGCGAGACCUACUCCAGCUGUGGCCAUAAAACCGAGUUACUACACGGUGACCAACAGUUUUGCCGGCAAGAUGAACGGCAGUCACCAACCGAGAAAAUACGAGCAUCGUUAUUACACUAAGAGUUCCACUUGCGGAUACUUCACGUUCUCUUGCAACGUCGUGUACGGUUCUAACGGUAGGACAAAAAUCUGCAAACCGAAAGUACCGACGUAUCCCGACGGGACGCCUAUGAAAUGUUGAACAGCCCAGAGAUGGAUGCGGAGAAAUGCGUGUCAUUAAUUGUCGUAUCAUAGGGGAAAGGGGGGGGAGGUUUCAAUAAUCCACAUUUCUUGAUGUAAUCGCAAAGGAUCCUUUUGAGUUCGCCUGUUCUCUUCACUUGUGUAAUGUUGAAAUUUAUAUAACACGCGUUCAUAGAGUAGAGAAGUCGUAUAUUUGUGACUAUAAUUGCUACUAUUUAUUAAGUUCAUCAAUAAAAUACAUAUCUUAAUUAGGAGAAAAAUCUUUGUUUUUUUUGUUUUUUUUUGUUUUUUUUUUUUUAUCCUCUUCUCACUGUAGUUAAGAAAUAUAAUGGUAAUAACAAUCUUUCUCAAAGUUCAUUGUAGAUGAUCUCGUGAUACAAUAUAUAAUGGUAUUUGUUUGAAAUUUUUUACGUCUAUCUAUACCCUCACUAACUAUCAGUACAUCUGCGACAACGGUAUUACUCGCAAAUACGUAUAUGUAAAUAGAAUGUGUUUCAACUUACGCGCUACGUUAGAUUUUUUCGAUAUUGACGUAAAAGGCUCAAUUAUAAAUAUCAGGUAUCGUAUCUUGUACAUAUUGUAUUCGCUAGUCUCCACUUCGCCCAGUCUUUUUCGAGAUGACGAAACGUACAGUCACAUUCGUGUGUGUGAUAUAUAUAUAUAUAUUUUAUGUGAAUGUAUGUACAAUACUUUACAUCGGAUGUGUAUAUAUAUAUAAAAAAAACCAUACGAUCGUACGGAAUAUAUAACGACGCGGAAUGUAAAAUUGUUUAUAAAAAAUGCGCGCGAUAAGAAAAGAAAUCAUAUUCACAAUUCGAAGUAAAAAAAAACAAAAACAUACGCGACGAUACAAAAGUAUUUACAAAAAAAAUGAACACAAUGUGUCAUGAGUUAAAUUAAUUGCUGAGCAGUAAAUACUGCGAUACAAAUGACUGCUCACACCGACGAGCAAUUGCAUAUUACAUCAAUAUGCCACUAUUUAUCUAUAUACAUUCAUCUAUACACAUACACGCUACUGGAAGUACAGUCAUGUUUUUUUUUUUUUUUUUUUUUUUUUUUAUGCUUGCCGUUAAACAUCGCGGCGGACGCGUACGGCUCACAGAAGUUACUCAAUACUUACAAUGUUGUUUUUUUGCGGAGCAUCGCGUCCACGAAGAGAGUCAA